AAUACAAAUCAUGAAAAGAAAAAAAAAGUGGUACGUACCGACUCGGACAUCGACGACACGAGCCGCGCUUAUUUAGUCAACAGAAAUGGAGACCUUAUAAAUUUCGCAGCCAUAGGCACAGCUGACUUGAAUCUUUUUGAGACAGAGUCUGGAAAGUCUUUGUGCCGUUGGGUUGGAAGUUAAUCACCAUGUCCCUUCCAGAGACGGAUCAAUAUUCAGAUGUCCAGGUUUACUUCACAGCCAAGGAAUGGGCAAAGAUCAGCGUUUAUGAGAGAACAUGUAUCAAGAAUGUCAAAGAAAACUAUGAGAUGAUGAUAAAUCUUGGAUUACAGGUAAAUCAGCCAAAGUUCAUGCAACGUGUGCAAGUUAUAAAGGAAGAGAUCAAAGAGGAAAGUGAUGGAGGGGAGGAGGAAAUAGAGUCAAGAGGAAUACCUGUGGUAAAUCAACCAAAGUUCAUGCAACGUGUGCAAGUUAUAAAGAAAGAGAUCAAAGAGGAAUUUGAUGGAGGGGAGGAGGAAAUAAAGUCAAGAGGAAUACCUGUGGUAAAUCAACCAAAGUUCAUGCAACGUGUGCAAGUUAUAAAGGAAGAGAUCAAAGAGGAAAGUGAUGGAGGGGAGGAGGAAAGAAAGUCAAGAGGAUUACAAGUAAAUCAACCAAAGUUCAUGCAACGUGUGCAAGUUAUAAAGAAAGAGAUGCAAGAGGAAAGUGAUGGAGGGAAGGAAGAAAGAAAGUCAAGAGGAUUAGAUGUCCGUCCAUCAGAGCUUUUGCAGCCUCAGCAAAGUGAAAAGAAACCGAUCCUAAAGGACUUGGGAAAUGGUAAUCUCCUUGAAUCAACAGACUUUGAUAAAUCCAUCCCAUUACAAACCAAUCCAACAUCAUCAGGUGAUCAGGGUAGUCAAUCAGGUGAUCUCAACACCCAGUCAUGUGAUCAGAAGACCAAACUAACAGAGGGAGCUCAAGGAACUGACCAAACCCCCAAGCAGUCCCAGGCAACUUAUUUGGAUGACAAAGGACAAGUAACUGGACAGGGUGGAAAUCUUGCAGGUUCUGGAAUUUGCAGAUGCAAGUACUGUGGAUCACCCUAUGCUAUUCCUCUUAUCUUAGCAAGGCAUCUCAAGUACAAACAUGGUCAUAAUGGUGGUAUUCUGGUACCAGAUUUAUCCCAUUCACGUUUUCUGCAGAUCAUCAAUGGAGAAAUACAAAACCCUUUUGAUAAACCCAAAGAGCCUUCACAUGAUGAAACAGGAAGUGCAAAAAUAGGAAGGAAGACUAAAUAUGUAAUAUAUCUUAGGAAAUCGAGUGAAAAGCAAAAACAGAAUUCUUACUUCUCCAGACAAUGUGAGAAGGUAAUUAAUCAUCAAGUUGGGGAUGCCAUAGCAGGUGAAAGAAUUCAUACAGGUGAUCAGCGCUAUGUUUGUUAUUAUUGUGACAAAGCAUUCUAUGAAGCAAGUGCUCUCAAAGCCCAUGCACAAAUCCAUUAUGAAGUGCAUGUUUGCGAUUAUUGUGAUAAGACUUUCCAUUUUGCUUCCGCUCUUAAAGCACAUAGAUGUAAAAGAAUUCCUACAGUUGAGAAACCCUAUGUAUGUGAUCAUUGUGGUAAGGCAUUUAUUCUACCAAGUCUUCUCCGCGCACAUAAACUAUAUCAUACUAGUGGUAAGGCCUUUGUUUGUGAUUAUUGUAAUAAGGCCUUAUGUACUUCCUCUUCUCUCGAAGCACAUAAACGGAUCCAUACAGGUGAGAAGCCCUAUGUAUGUGAUCAGUGUGGUAAGGCAUUUAAUGGGAAGGGUAAUCUCGCAAGACAUAAACGAAUCCAUACAGGUGAGAAACCCUAUGUAUGUGAUCGAUGUGGUAGGGCAUUUAGUGAAGAAACUACUUUCAGUAGACAUAAACAAGGUCAUGCAAAUGAGAAGCGCUUUGUAUGUGUUCACUGCGGUAAGGCAUUUAAUCAAAUGCUAAAUCUUAGUAUACAUGAACGAAACCAUACAGGUGAGAAAAAUUAUCUCUGUGAUCAAUGUGGUAAGGCAUUUUAUAGAGCUGAUCAUCUCAAAGCACAUAAAAGAAUUCAUGAUUCUGACAAACCCUAUGUAUGUAUUUAUUGUGGUAAGUCAUUUAAUUAUGCGUGUAAUCUAAAAAUUCAUAAACGAAUCCAUACCGGUGAAAAGCCCUAUGAAUGUCAUUUUUGUGAUGAGGCAUUUCGUCACUGUAGCUCUCUCAAAGGCCACAUUACAAGUAAGCACAAGUGAGAAGCCCAUUGCAUGUGCGGUGAAGCUUUUUUUUCAUCUUGGAAGCAAUCUCAAAAGUCGUAUGCAAUUUCAUACAGUUGAGAAGCCCUAACAGUAACAAUAUGGCAGGGCAUUUUGUCAUCAGUAAAAACAUGAACAAAUCCAUUCAGUGAAGAAACCCAAUGGUCCAAAUUCACAAAGGUAGUUUUGAAAACCAUCGGUUGAACCCACUGUUUUCAUAUUAGUAGAGCGGAUUAGCCGAACAAUUGUGCAAAUUUUGACUAAAGCAUGAAACUUUCACAAGUAUUAGUAUAUGCCGUAAGAUUUAUUUUAAAGAUGGGAGGUAAAUUUAUAAAUGCCAUUUUCGGCCGUUGCCAUGGCAACGGAUUAAUUUCUCCAAAAUAACAUCCAUUCCCAUGUAAAUGGUAAAUAAACAUGAUAUAGAUGACCAAAAUGAUAAUUUUCAGGCUCCCAAUUGAAUGCAUAUGAAAUUUAGAAAUAUUCAAGAUCAUCAAGAUAGUUCCAAUUGGUCCGUUACCAUGGCAACGGCUUGUUUUUCCCCAAAAAAGUAACAAAUUUGAUUAAAAAAAACGUUGUAGAAUAUGAUUUAUCUUUAAUUUCCCCUAACUUUACAGUGCUUAUCGAAGAUAUUUUGGUUGCUAAAUGUGUAAAUUACAUCUCAAGCCAUUGCCAUGGCAACCAAAUAACAUCUAAUUUACAAAAAUAACAUGUUUGACAAGACAUUGGACAGGUGGAAAAUACAAGUGGAAUUAACUUAAUCUGUAUGCUUAAGAUUUGACCCCCUCAUUUGAACAAAAAAUACAGGAAGUGUUCUGCAGGAGUUCUUUAUAAAGAUAAAAAUUAAUGUUGCCUUGGUAAAGCUUGAAUUAAAUUUAAAAAUAAACAAUUUUGCAAAGGACCCGUUGCCAUGGCAACAUCUUAUUUCCCUCUAGAAAGGUAAAAAUAUUGAUAAAAAUGUAAAAUACAUGUACAGUAAGAUCAUCAUUCCAUUUUCCCUAAUUUCAAGGUACUAAUCGAGAUAUGUUUGUGACUAAAUUUUAUAAAUAUAACAUCUUAAGCCAUUGCCAUGGCAACCAAAUAACAUCAAUUUUUUUUAAGAAGUGGAUGAUAAGGUUAAAAACAGGUGAAAGAUACAAUGAAUAUUAACUUAAUGUGCAUUCGUAAGGUCUGACCUACUCAAUUAAUUUAGGGGACAAUAAUACAGUCAGUGUUCUGCAUGAACUAAAUUAGAAUGAUAAACAUUGAUGUUGCCUUGGUAAUACUUGAAUUCAACAAUAAAUAUCAAUAUUCAAAAUGGCCUGUUGCCAUAGCAACAGAUCAUUUAGUAUCAGUUUUGAUUAAAAAAGGGACUGUAGAAUCUGAUUUUUCUUGCAUUUCCCCUAAUCUUUGUGUGCUAAACAUCGAUAUGUUUGAUGCAAAAUGUAUAAAUAACAUCUGAAGCUAUUGCCAUGGCAACCAGAUAAUAUCUAAUACUAAAAAAUAAUGAUUUGGAUGACAAGAUUUUGGACAGGUGGAAAAUACAAAUACAAAUAACUCAAUAUACGAAAGGUUUGGCCGGUCAUUUAAUUUCGAACAAAAAUUUCAGUAAGAGUUCUGUAUGAGUUCAUCAGAAUAAUAAAAUUAUGUUGCCUUGGUAAUACUUGAAUUUAAUGAUAAAUAUUAGUGUUUCAAAUGUCCCAUUGCCAUGGCAACAGCUCAUUCCCCCCAGAAAAGUAUCAUGUUUGAUAAACAAAAAAAUUGUAAAAUCUGAUUUUUAUUUCAUUUGCCCCAAUUUUAGUGAGCUAAGCAUAUAUAUGCUUGCUGUUAAUAAAUAAAUAACAUCUUCAGCCAUUGUCAUGGCAACCAAUUAAGAUAUAAUUUUUAAAACAAACUAACACAGUUGUUGGAUCGUUGACGAAAAGGAACGAUUACAGGUGGCAAAUUCCGCUUGGGAUUGUAUAAGUAUACAACGGUCAACUGAGCUGGCCUCCGAAGAACCGAUGUAACUGUGUUUUAUUCAAUCUAUGGAGUUAAAAGAAAAAGAGGGAAAAACAUCCUCAGUUUCAAGACCAUAAAUGUAUCACUGAAUGUUACGUGGUUUACAUAACUUCCUAAAUUGUCAUGAACCAAAUGCAUAUUUGACUUUACAGUCUGAAUCAAAUUGUUUAUAAAAGAUCUGAAGUCUUUGCUUUUACUUUCAUGAUGUCAUGUUUGCAUUAAUUACUUGACAAAUAAAUUGAAUAUUGCUGGUAAAAAUAAUCCUCUAUAUCUGAACAGGUGUCUUCCUUGUUUAACUUGUUUCAGUUAGAGUUUUAGUUAAAUUUCUCAAUCUGAGAACUCCAAAUAUCCUACUUGUGACAUCAUGAGUAAACAAACACCUCAAAUAUAACAAUGCUUAACAUUGAAUCUCAAAUGCCUACCGUAAACAUGAGCCAACUGGCAUCAAUUAUUCAUAGUCAAAAAUGACUGAAGCAAUUACAAAAAUGAUGCAUAUUUGUUGCAUUCAAAAUCUGCCAAAGACAAAUCUAAACGUCUGAAAGAAGACUAAUAUUUGCAUUUUCUUAUCUGUGCAGUUUGCACUUAUAAAAACACAACAUUCUAAUGCUUGGUGCAUAAUUUAUCCUUUUUCUGACAUAAUUCUGUUUUUCCUAAAUUUGGAAAUCCUUUACAUUCACAAAACCUUACUUUUGGUUUUAACAAUAUCUAUUAUUAAAAAAUCAACUAAUUCAAAAAGUGUAUUUCUCACAAAUUCUGAACCUAGAUAUUGAGCAAGAACACACGUGUUAUCUUCAAUAUUAAUAUCGACUCUUGCUUUUAAACUGUAAUCUCACUAUUUUUACGAAGCAUGGGAAUUUUGUUUGUUAUUCUCAUGCAUACUCUUCAUCUAACACAAUGCCUGAAAAUGUUCAUCUCAUUUUCUGUUUAAAAACAAAUUACUUCUUGGGCUUAUGUCUGUUUAUAAUUUACAGACUAGUUUAAAACAAAUACAUUAUCUUGCUUCUGUUUAUCAUUUUACAUGUAUCAUAACCUUUAGUUUAUAAACUAAAUGUGCAGAUUCAGAAUAGAAAGUGUAUCUUAUAACUUUUUGACUUUCAAUCUUUUUUUGUCUUUUGCCAUUACCGCACUAAAAGAAAAUACAAGCAUUGAACCUAGCCGCUUGCAAUGGGCGCUUUAUACAUGCGUAAAACUUUCACUUGACUCAUACACUUUCCGUUCCAAAUUUUCACAUUUGUACAUUACAUAAAUGGAUCUUGUUUAACUCAUACUUUACUCACUUUCUUGGCGGAAAGUACCAAUAACUCGAAAAGUCAGAAAUGAAACCUCACGGUCUCAUUUUCCUAAAAAAACUACAGCGAAACAGCUCCAAACAUGCUCGCUGCACAUGUAGAUAACUGCCUAAUUUUAACAGGCCAAUUUUGCAGUCAACAUAAAUUUCUAAGGUGUCUUCAAAUUAUGCCUUCUGAACUAAACCAAAAUAAAUACAUAUGAAAAAAUACUUGUUCAACGAAACAGUUGUAAUGAUAAUGGACAGGUGGAAUGUAAAGUAAAGAUUUACUUAAUCUACAUAAGGUUUGACUUUGACCAGUCAUUAAGUUUUGAACAAAAAAUACAGUAAGUGUUCCGCAUGAGUUCAUUAGCAUGAUAAAAACUGAUGUUGCCUUGGUAAUGCUUGAAUUUAUUGAUAUCAAUGUUUACAAAUGUGUGUUCUGUUCCCAUGGCAACGGGUCAUUUUAUUCCCCCUAAAAUACCAUCUUUGAUAAAAGAUACCUUGUAGAAUCUUGUUUUUCAUUCAAUUCUACUAAGUUUAGGGUGCCAAACAUACACGUACAUCUCUGUUGGUUAAUGUAUAAAUAACAUCUUAAGGCAUUACCAUGGCAAUAAAAUAACAUAUAAUUUACCCAAAAAAUAACAUGGCUGACAAGAUAAUGGACAGGUGGAAAAUACAAUAAAAUUAACUUAAUAUGCUUGAAUUUAUUGAUAUCAAUGUUUACAAAUGUGUGUUCUGUUCCCAUGGCAACGGGUCAUUUUAUUCCCCCUAAAAUACCAUCUUUGAUAAAAAAUACCUUGUAGAAUCUUAUUUUUCAUUCAAUUCUACUAAAUUUAGGGUGCCAAACAUACACGUACGUCUCUGUUGUUUAAUGUAUAAAUAACAUCUUAAGGCAUUACCAUGGCAAUAAAAUAACAUUUAAUUAACCAAAAAAUAACAUGGCUGACAAGAUAAUGGACAGGUGGAAAAUACAAUAAAAUUAACUUAAUAUGCGUAAGGUUUGACCUACUCUUUUAAUUUUAAAAUCACAUUAAGUGUUAUGCAUGAUUUCUUACGAUAUGUUGAUUUGGUAAUGCUUGAACAUAAUGAUAAAUAUCAAUGUUGCCAAUGGUCCCUUAAAAGUAAAAAUUUUGAUAAAAUAAUAUGUUUAUUUUAUUUCCUUGUCCCUUAUUUGAGGAUGCUGAACAUAAAUAUGCUAAAUGAUAAGCACCAUCUUAUUACGUUAUACAUGGCAUCGAAAUAAGACCUACAAAAAUCUUAUCAGACUUUUUUGGGCUCAAAUAAAUUCCCGAAACUCUAAUUUCGAGGCUGGUCAAUUUCGUUCAAAGUAUUCGCAGGCUGCCACUUUGAAGAAAGCGUCUUGGUGUGAUUUGUGCUUUAAGGCCGUUCAUCAUAUCAAUAUAUAAGGGGAUAAUAGGCGUUGAUAAAUCAAAAUCAAAAGUCUAUCUGAGGAGUUGACAUGGUCUUGAGCUCCUAAUCAAUGUAAAUACAGUAAAUCAACUUUUACAUGGAAAUCAUUAAAAUUUUGCUUUGUCUGACUGUUUUAGCAUAAUACUUGGCUCGAAAUUUGAUGACAAAGAAUUAUCAAGUAUCAUCUGCUAGUACGCAUUUUAAUUUCUGCAUAUAUCAGAAAAUUGUUACUUUUUGAAAAUUCCCAUCAUUUCUUGAAAAUUGCCGAAAAUUCCAAAAAUUCCCACCAAAUUCCCGUUUAUUCCCAUGAAAAGAUUCCAUCAAGAAAAUUCCCGGAAAUUCUGCAACCCUACUCCCCCCAAAAAAAAUCAUUACCAAGAAAAAAAUAAAGAGAACCUGAAAGAGAGAUGGAUAAAAUAUGAUUAUUUUACGAAUACUAUACCCAAAAUCUUUUACAAAAUUUUAUUUUUGUAAAAAAAAUGAAAAAUUUCGAAAGUUUUACUCUUUCGCUGGGCUAGCUGACAACUUUUAAAAAUUAAUUUUACUCAAUACAUCAUAUCUGGACCCCUCAAAAUUACAUCACAGAUUUUGACGAAGAAGAUUUUGAAAUACUGUGAUAAUUUUUAAAUUAACAUAAUUAUGAAUCUAAUCAACAUGAAGUAUAAUCUAUUCACUGCUAAUUUUACAUGAUAAGUAGACUUAUUAAAAUAUUUAAAUUUUUAAAAAUACCCUUACUGGUUGAAAGGUUGAAAAGAAAAAUUAAGUACUCCAGGGUAACAGGAAAAUCCAAGAUGGUGCCCUCACUGGCUGCCGUAGGCUAAAAAUCCACAACUCAUCCAUUACUUGAUAAAAUGGCUUUAAUUUGUUUUUUAUUCAUUGGUUAUUAAGGAUCAAUAGUACAUAGGGCCAAGUUACAGGGACAGCCAGUGGUCUGGAAUGUCCAAAAACAUAAGUUGGCUUCAAAAAAUUGAAUCUAAAAUGGUUGCUGAUACCUAAAGCGGACGUAGCUCAUUUCAUAUUGGCCUAGGGGAAGUGAUUUUGACUUUAAAUCAUUGGUUUCAAGAGUCUAAUAAUAUUAGGACAAGUUACAACGACAGUCAAGUAUGUCCGAAAAUCCAAUAUGGCUUCCGAAAAUAAUUAUAAAAUGGCUGCUGAUACUUAAAAGUGGAAUAGCUCAUUUUAUAUUCACAUGUGAGAUAUGAUUUUGGUGUCUAAACUAUGAUUUCAAAGGCGAAUAAUACAUAAGGACAAGCUACACGGACAGUCGGUGGUCUUGUAUGUCCAAAAUUCCAAGAUGGCUUCCAAAAAAGAUAUAAAACAAUGUCUAAUGUUGCUUACAAAUAAACAUAGUUUGUUCAAUAUCUGUCUGGGGAAUAUGAUUUUGGUGUCUAAACCAUAUUUUAAAGGGUCAAGUAAUGCAUUAGGACAAGUUACAAGGACAGUCGGUGGUUUGGUAUGUUAAAAAACGCAAGAUGGCUUACAAAAUGGGGUCUAAAAUUGACUGUUGUUACUUAAAAAUUGGCAGAGCUCAUUCUAUAUCCGCCUGUGAGAUGUGAUUCUGGUGUCUAAACCAUAUUUUCAAGAGUCAAAUAAUAAAUUAGGACAUAGUUUGUUCAAUAUCUGUCUGGGGAAUAUGAUUUUGAUGUCUAAACCAUAAUCAUAAAACCACGGUUUAAUGCAUUAGAACAAGUUACGAGGACAGUCAGUGGACUGGUAUGUUAACAAAUCCAAGAUGGCCUCCAAAAUGGGGUCUAAAUUGACUGUUGGUACUUCAAUAUGGACAUAAUAUAGUUCAUUAAUAAUAUAAUAUGGGGAUAUGAUUUUGAUGUCUACACUAGUAUUUAAAGGGUCAAGUAAUACUGUACAUUUGGUCAAGGUGAAAGGACAGUCGGGUGUCAUUAUUGUGUCAAAAAAUUCAAAGAUGGCUUGAAAAAUGGGGGUUAUAAUGUUACUAAAAAAUGGACAUAGUACAUCAAAAAUACACCUGGUGAUAUUAUUUUGGUGUCUACACUAGGGUUUCAAGGAUCAAAUUAUACUUUGGGACUGGUUACAAUUGUCCAUUUUGCCUGAAAAUCCAAGAUGGCUUCCAUAAAUGGGUUCUAAAAUGACAACUGUUACUUUGAAGUGGAUGUAAUAUCCACUUGUGAGAAAUAAUUUUGGUGCCUACAUUCAAAAUGCAAGCAGGUAAGAGUUGGCAACAGCACCCAUUGAUGUAAUUUUAGAAUCUACCUUGGAUUUUGGACAAAAUUGAUAACUAACCAUCCUUGUUACUUGUCCUAAUGUAAUAGUGGACCCUUCAUACCACAGUGUAGACACCAAAAAUGUUUCUCACAUGUUGAUGUUGUAUGAACUCAGAUAAUUUCUGAGUGAUAUAAGUCAUUUUAGAUGCCAUUUUGAAAAUCCUCUUGGAUUUUUAGGAAAAAAUGGACAACUGGAUAUCAUUGUAACCAGUCUAAACAUAUUUUUUAAACCUUGAAACCAAAGUGUGAACACCAAAAAAAAAAUUUCUUGGUGGAUUUUAAAUGAACUAUGUCAAAUUUUAAGUAACAGACUCCGAUUAGACUCCAAUCGUCGGAAGCCAUCUUGGAUGUUUAGACACACUAGAUUACGGACUGUCCUUGUAACUUGUUCAAAUGUACAUGAUGUAUUUACUGACAUAUAUUACACGAAAUAUGUCAAUUUGUUAGUAACAGGAGCUAUUCCAUUUUUGGAAGCCACCUUGGAUUUUUGGACAAACUUGACCACUGACUGUCCUUGUUACUUGUCCUAAUGUAUUAUUUGACCCAUUUAACCAUGACAUAAACAUAUUCCAGGAUAUCAAACAAACUACUUUUUUAAUGCAGCAACAGCAAUUUUAGACUCCAUUUUUGGAAGCCAUCUUGGAUUUUUUUAUAUAAUGGACAACUGACUGUCCAUUCAACUUGUGAUAGUGUAUUAUUUGACCAUUGAAACCAUGGUCUAGACACCAAAAUCAUAUAUCUCAGAUUGAUAGGAAAUGACCUAUAUGUCCAUUUAUAUAUCAACAGCCAUUUCAAACUCCAUUUUUGGAAGCCGUCUUAGGGUUUUGGACACGUCAGACCACUGGCUGUCCUUGUAACUAGUCCCAAUGUACUACUUCACCCUUAAAACAUAGAAACCAAAUUAAGCCACUGAAAUUAGAUGUUAUUUGGUUGUCAUGGCAAUGGCUGAAGUUAUUUGUACAUCAACAGCAAACAUAUCUAUGCUUUGCAUCCUAAAAUUAGGGGAAAUUUAUGACAAAAUGCAGAUUUUAAACUGUUUUUCGAUCAAAUUUGGUGCUUUUCUUGGAAAAAAAGAGUUGUUGCCAUGGCAACGGCCCAUUUGCCACAUUGAUAUUUAUCAUUAACUUCAAGCAUUACCAAGGCAACCUCAAAUUUCAUCAUUCUAAUGAACUAAUGCGAAACAUUGUAAUCUUUGUUCAAAAUUAAAUGACUGGGUCAAACCUUGAGUUAAUUGUUAUAAAUUGCAGUUUCCACCUGUCCAUUAUCAUGUCAACCAUGUUAAAUUUUUUUUCAAAUUAGAUGUUACUUGGUUGCCAUGACAAUGGAUUUAUAUGUUAUUUGCAUGUUAACAGCAAACAUAUCUAUUCUUACCCUAAAGUUAAGGGAAAUGAAAGAAAAAUCAGAUUAUACAGUCCUUUUUAAAAAUCAAAACUGCUACUGUUCUUGGGUAAAUGAUCCGUUGCUAUGACAACAGGCCAUUUGGAACAUUGAUAUUUAUCGUUGAAUUCAAGUAUUACCAAGGCAACAUCAAUGUUUAUUAUCUUAAUUAGUUCAUGCAGAACACUGACUGUAUUAUUUUCCCCUAAAUUAGUUGAGUAGGUCAGACCUUACGAAUGCACAUUAAGUUAAUAUUCAUUGUAUCUUUCACCUGUUUUUAACCUUAUCAUCCACUUUAAAAAAAAAUUAGAUGUUAUUUGGUUGCCAUGGCAAUGGCUUAAGAUGUUAUAUUUAUAAAUUUAGUCACAAACAUAUCUCGAUUAGUACCUUGAAAUUGGGGAAAAUGGAAUGAUGAUCAUACCGUACAUGUAUUCUACAUUUUUAUCAAUAUUUUUACCUUUCUAGAGGAAAAUAAGCUGUUGCCAUGGCAACGGGCCCUUUGUAAAAUUGUUCCUUUUUAAAUUCAAUUCAAGCAUUUCCAAAGCAACAUAAUAUUUUAUCUUUAUAAAGAACUCCUGCAGAACAAUUUUGUAUUUUUUGUUCAAAUGAGGGGGUCAAAACUUAAGCAUACAGAUUAAGUCAAUUCCAAUUGUAUUUUCCACCUAUCCAUUGUCUUGACAACCAUGUUAUUUUUGUAAAUUAGAUGUUAUUUGGUUGCCAUGGCAAUGGCUUGAGAUGUAAUUUACACAUUUAGCAACCAAAAUAUCUUUGUUAAGCACUGUAAAAUUAGGGGAAAUUAAAGAUAUAUCAUAUUCUACAACUUUUUUUAAUCAAAAUGUUUAUUUUUCUGGGGAAAAACAAGCCGUUGCCAUGGCAACGGACCAAUUGGAACUAUCUUGAUGAUCUUGAAUAUUUCUAAAUUUCAUAUGUAUUCAAUUGGGAGCCUGAAAAUUAUCAUUUUGGUCAUCUAUAUCAUGUUUAUUUACCAUUUAUAUGGGAAUGUAUGUUGUUUUGGAGAAAUUAAUCCGUUGCCAUGGCAACGGCCGAAAAUGGCAUUUAUAAAUUUACCUCCCAUCUUUAAAAUAAAUCUUAUGGCAUAUACUAAUACUUGUGAAAGUUUCAUGCUUUAGUCAAAAUUUGCACAAUUGUUGUGAUUUUUGGAGCUAAUCCGCUCUACUAUAUGCAGAUUUCCUGUAUAAAUUUUCCUUGCAAGAGAACAAUUUCCAAUGUUGAUGUGUGCUUUUCAGGUCGCCAAAUUUACGCUUGUUGCCAUGGUUAAGUAUGCUUGAGUCCACUGUUUUAACAACAGACAGUUGACUCCUGAAUAAAGUAGCAUAUGUAUGUCAUCAAUGUGCGACAGAAAUUAGAUGCGGAUCUAUCCUCACAAAACAAAUUCACAGACGUUUCUGAUGAAUACAGUUUGAACAUUUUUUAAUUUACACAACAUCAUAUAGAAGUGCAUCCAGUGGAAUAGUUUUUUGUGAAUCAGAAAAAAGAAAAAAGCUCUUGUAUGCUUUGUGGUUGAGAAGCAAUAUGCAUGUGAUCAGCAUUGGGAGACAGACCAAUUUGUAUACUGGUGUGUUGGCUCAGUUGGUAGAGCGUCCGUUUCAAAACCGGGAGGUUGGGAGUUCAAACCCCAGCCGCGUCAGACCAAAAGACGUUAAAACAUGGGAGUUGCUGCUACCCUGUUUGCGUUCAACAAUUAAAGGGAUAGAGCCUCGUCGAUCUGGCGCUGCACAGGGGCUGCCGGGCCCACGAUCAAUUGGGAAGAGCCAAUUUUCAGAGUAUUUAAUUUCAUGUCAAUCUCGAAUAAUAAAUUAUGGAUUUCUCAUUUUCAUCAUUUUUCAGAUGUUAGAAUAAUUGUUUGUUUUAAAUUCAUAUUUAAAAAAAAGUUUGUAAAAAAAUCAUGUAAAAAUAAAAAAAAAUAGAAAAACAAUUAUACAAAUGCUGUUAACAUAACUAAAAAAUAAAAUGCAGUGAAAGAAAAUAUGUCAGUGGCAACACGAAAAUCAUAAACAACAUUCUUAGUAUGAAAAAUGAUUAAAAUAAUUAAAUAUGAUUUUUGGUUAUCGGAUGGAAAAUCUAUAAAAGACAACAUUAUUAUUUUUUUUAUCACCAUUGGAAAGAAUCUUAACACCAGGUCAAGAAAGUGAUUCUUAUUUACGUCAUUUAGGGAAACCAAAUACAGGAUCUGUUUCUUUCCCCUCAUUACUGCCAAAAUACUGUUUUGUCAUCUAAAAAUGGAAAAUCCCCAUGAUAUGACUGUAUUGAUAAUAGUAGGCCUAUAUUAAAACAGUGAUUAAUGUAUUAUGUAAACCUUCAUGCAAUACAUAUAAUUUUUGUUUUUAGAUGCCUCAUGAACUUUAAUAGUGCAAAUUACUUAGUAUUUUUAAAUCUUGGAUGAUAUCCUAUAUCUCUUAAGAAAUUAUCUAAAUUCAAUUUAAUCACACAUUUGCUUUUUCUAUUUUUUUUCUAUUUUAUUUGUACAUAUCUUUUAUGUCACUGUAUUUUCUCCCACUUUAAUUUGCUAACAUUAGGGUCAAUCUUUUAAGUUUCUAAUUUACUUCUUUUGACCCUCCACAAAUGUAUUUUGUAUUAUCUUUGUUUAUGCUCUGUGUAUACGUUAUAUUUGCUAUGAUUUGAUGUGCUUAUAGUGUAAAAUUUUUUUUCCAAACAUUUUUAUAGGAAUGUGAAAAAUAAACUGAACUUUAAUUUUGUGAUAAGACAUAUCUCACAUUCAAUAAUAUAUCAAUACGUAAUUGAUGUCAGUUUGCAGAGUUUAUCCUACCUUAAUCUUGAGAGUUAAGUCAUCAAUAUAGUUACUCCUGCGCUUUUGUUAUCUGUCAUCAAGUUAUCAUCAUCUUCAAUAAAUAUAUAUAAUAUGAA
Messenger RNA from Lytechinus pictus (painted urchin), 13403 nucleotides. RefSeq names its product zinc finger protein 708-like. The record is from RefSeq and is a predicted model, not a curated record. NCBI's taxonomy places the organism in Eukaryota, Metazoa, Echinodermata, Echinoidea, Temnopleuroida, Toxopneustidae. Gene Ontology annotation, cellular component: nucleus. The transcript has 8 exons. Gene Ontology annotation, molecular function: DNA-binding transcription factor activity, RNA polymerase II-specific. The coding region runs from base 189 to 2243 and encodes 684 amino acids. Gene Ontology annotation, biological process: regulation of transcription by RNA polymerase II.